AUGUCCUUUCCUUUACUAUGUCUCUUCGUACUCUUGCAAUCUCCAUUUACAUCAAUGGAGGUGAUGCACCACAGCUGUUUUGAGUGCUGGCAGCAGCCCAACACCUACAUGAAGGCAGACAUAAUCCUAGGUGCAUUUAUCCCCAUUUACAUAACACUAGAAGCACCCUUCAUGAAUAUUUUUGACAUCAUGUCCUUCAUGCCUGAUAUUCUGAUUGACAACAUGCUACCGAAAUGGAGAAACUAUCUAUAUUUGCUGACCUUAUACUUGCUUCCCAAUGUGACCUUGGGUUUCCAUGUCUACAAUGCCUUUAAUUCUAACAAAAAAACCCUAGAAGGCCCUCUGAUGUCAAUGUCUGGAAGAACUGAGUAUGUUCCUAACUACAAAUGCAAAACACAACACAAAGCUCCAGGAAUCAUUUCAGGAACCACGUCAGAAUUUUCUGCUGCAAUUGGAACACUUUUAGAGCUCUACAAAGUCCCACAAGUCACAUAUGGUCCCUUUGAUUCCAUGCUAAGUGACAAAGAUACAUUCCCAACCCUUUAUCAGAUGUCUCCUAAAGACAGAGCUCUAACCCAAGGGUUGAUCUCUUUAUUGCUCCACUUUGGCUGGAGGUGGCUGGGGCUCUUUGUGUCAGAUGAUGGGAGAGGAAGGGAGUUUCUCUCAGACCUAUCAGUAAAGAUUGUUUCAGAAGAUAUCUGUGUGGCUUUUACAGAAAAACUGUCUGAUAACUCAAAAUUUAGAAUAUUUUAUGAUUAUGGAUUGCUGAACUUGUACCAACAUAUAGAAGUAAAUCUGAUUUUAUUCUAUGGUAAUAUGGAUGACUUGGUGAUCUCCCUCCCAUACAUUAAAUUUUUUUUAAGAAGAAAGGUGUGGAUCAUGGCAAAGCAACACCUGACAUAUUUAGAAUCUACAUUCAAUGACAGGAAUUUUUGGAUAUAUAUUUUCAGAGGAAGUUUCUCAUUUUCUAAGAGGAGAAGUAUCCCUGGCUUCAAGCACUUUCUUGAGGCACUUACACCCUCCCAGUACCCAGGAGAUUCUUACUUCUCUAAAUUCUGGGUUGACAAUUUUGAUUGUUCACCUCUUGGUUUUCUAUGUGAAAAAUUUAAACCCUGUCCAGUGAAUAUUUCCCUAAAGACUGGGGAUGAAAUAAAUGAUCUGAUGACUACUUCUGAGCCCAGCUAUUCCAUAUGGAAUGCAGUAUAUGCAUUGGCCCCUGCCCUCCAUAAAAUGCUGUUGACCAAAACUGAAAUGGGACCUAUGGAUGACAGAAACAAGGGUGAGAUUCUACCAUGGCAGCUGCAUCCAUUUUUGAGGAAAAUUAAAGUGACAAAUGCUGCUGGAGAUGAAAUAAGCUUUGAUGAGAACAAGAAUGUCAUGGAAACAUAUGAUAUACAAAACUUUAUUGCAUAUAGUAAGCAAAAUUCAUUAAUACUUAAAGUGGGAGAAUUUGUCUUCAAGAGUCCACAAGACCAAGGCUUUUUCAUCAAUGAAGUUCUGAUUCAAUGGCCAAGCAAUUUUAAUCAGACUCCUCAAUCUGUAUGUACACAGAGCUGUGGUCCAGGAUUCUGGAAAGUUCUACAAGAAGAAAGACCCAUUUGCUGUUUUUCUUGUGUAUUUUGUCCGGAGUGGCACAUUUCCAACCAGACAGAUCAGCAAGAGUGUAGUGCUUGCCUAAGUCAAGACUACCCAAACCCUGAGAGAAACCAGUGUUUACCCAAGGCAGUGACAUUCCUAUCCUUUGAGGAUCCUCUGGGCAUGGCUCUGGCCUGCACAGCUCUGUUCUUCUCUGUAAGCACAGUUAUAGUUUUGGGGAUCUUCCUUAAACACCGAGAAUCAGCCAUUGUUAAGGCCAAUAACAAGACUCUCAGCUAUAUCCUGCUCAUCUCCAUCCUCUUCUGCUUCCUCUGCUCCUUUUUCUUCAUUGGACGCCCAAACACUGUCUCCUGCAUACUGCAACAAAUAACAUUUGCACUUGUAUUCACGUUGGCUAUUUCCACUGUUUUGGCAAAAACUAUAACUGUAAUUCUGGCCUUUAGGAUCGUGAAACCUGGGAGAACAAUGAGAAGGUUGUUUGUCUCAGGCAUCUAUAAUGCUGUCAUCCCCAUCUGUGUCCUGAUUCAACUUAUUCUCUCUGGAGUCUGGCUGGGAACCUCUCCUCCCUAUAUUGACACAGAUAUACACUCUGAACAUGCUCAUGUCAUCAUUUUAUGCAACAAGGGCUCAGCUACUGCUUUCUACUGUGUGCUGGCAUACUUAGGAACCCUGGCCCUAGGGAGCUUCACUGUGGCUUUCCUAGUGAGGAACCUGCCUGACACAUUCAAUGAGGCCAAGUUCCUGACAUUCAGCAUGCUGGUGUUCCUUAGUGUCUGGGUCACUUUCAUCCCUGUCUACCAGAGCUCCAAGGGCAAGGCCAUGGUGGCUGUGGAGGUCUUCUCCAUCCUGGCCUCCAGUGCAGGGCUGUUGGUGUGCAUCUUUUCCCCAAAGUGCUACAUUAUUUUCCUAAGACCUAAUAAAAACUCUUUGAGACAUUUGAAAAACAAAAACUAGCAAAUAAAAAUUGAUCAUUUUGAUGUAUUAGUUCUCUAAUGAAACGCAUUAGCAUACUAAAAUUAAAUCAUUUACCUACUUUAAAGUAACUUUUUCUGAAAUGUGUAUUUAAAGAAAAAUAAGAGCCCCUCACUUUGUCUCUCAAUCACAGACAUUUAUUUCAGAAUAGAAGCUGCUGUUAAAAACAUAUUUUAGUAAGUUAUGCAUGUUACUUAUUAAUGUGUGGACAGUAUACAUAUUCGAAAUGUAAUUAUAUGAUAGUAAUUGAUAUAAAUAGUACAUGAACUAAAUACUUGUUCUCUUUGUUAUUUUUGGGAGUUUAAGAAGAUUUGGGUGGUAUAUGAGAUUCUUCUACAGAACAGGCAUGA
Molecule: messenger RNA, 2918 nt
Organism: Meriones unguiculatus (Mongolian gerbil)
Lineage: Eukaryota; Metazoa; Chordata; Mammalia; Rodentia; Muridae
Product: vomeronasal type-2 receptor 116-like
Biological process (GO): G protein-coupled receptor signaling pathway
Cellular component (GO): membrane
Molecular function (GO): G protein-coupled receptor activity
Source: RefSeq, a predicted model, not a curated record